Molecule: messenger RNA, 9913 nt
Organism: Penaeus indicus
Lineage: Eukaryota; Metazoa; Arthropoda; Malacostraca; Decapoda; Penaeidae
Gene: Patronin
Product: patronin-like
Exons: 26
Coding region: 333-9452 (3039 amino acids)
Biological process (GO): negative regulation of microtubule depolymerization; cytoplasmic microtubule organization; neuron projection development
Cellular component (GO): microtubule minus-end
Molecular function (GO): spectrin binding; calmodulin binding; microtubule minus-end binding
Source: RefSeq, a predicted model, not a curated record
GUGAGGAUGUGUAUGAGUCUCUGGCUCGGGUGGCAAGAGCUUCCAUAAGGCGAAGCAACACCUUUAGCAACAAGAAGUCAAGGAAACGUCAAGGAGAAGUGGAUUUACAGCAACGUGUAAGAGAACUUCUUAAUGGACAAAAGGAUAUCAACACCACAACAAGGAAUAAGGUAGUGAAGGUGAUUACAGAUCACAUUGAGCACCAUCUUGAUCUUGACAAUUUUGAGGAUGAAGAAGAGAGGAAUCAAGAGAUACGAGAACGCUUGAAGGAAGCUCUUGCUCAGGACUGGGAGACUCUAAGUAAUAUCAAUCUUGGCCAUAUAUAUGUACCUAUGGAAGACAACUCCAAAAACUCCAAAUUGUCAAGUAAAGAGAAUGCAGAUUAUGAUACUUUCGGUAGCAUUGAUUCUUUAAUUUUUGAGCCGAAGAUACCUGUUGCAGUAGAUGCACCCAGUGAUUGUGUAUUAACAAGCGAAAUAACUAUAUCAGCAAGCACUGACUGUCUCUUGGAUAAUGCUUUAGGGGAGGCCAGCAGUGGGAGUGACCCUGUUAUGAGUGCCCUGAACCUCUUAAACUAUGAUAUGAGGGAUAAGAAGGAAAAUAAUCAAGAAUCUGAGCGGACCUAUGAAGAGUCCGAAGAGGAAACCCCAUUACCAACCCCUACACCAUCUACUCCAAGAGCUGAAAGUGAACAAGAUCUACCAGUCUAUGAUACAGAGGAUGAACACCACAAUGUGCAGACAGAGAUCAAUGAAAUUCAGCAACUGUGCAAAGCUGAGACUUCUGGUUUAGCCCAACACCCAUGGCCGUGGGUUGCAGCAGGGCAAAAUACAAGACAACACACGCAAGGAAAGCCUCACUCUAAAGAAGAGAACCAAAAACUUCCUUUUAAACAAAAAUUCUUCAAAGGCCUUAAAGAGUUGGGGUUUAUAAAAGCCACAUCAAAAGAAAGUCUAAAGUCCUCAACAGUUUAUGAUAAUACUGAUGUAGGAAAAGAACAAAAAAUUGAUGAUGGUAUUACAGCCACCAGCAGCUCUCUCCAAAUUGCACGGAUGUCAAAGCUUCAGAGUGAAUUGGAAUCAAAACAACAGAAGGAUAUGAGUGGAUAUGAAUCUUUCAAAGUAAAUUUCCAACGACUUUCAGGCAAGAGACUCCCAAGUGAAGAGGAAUCGACGUAUGACUACCAUCCAGACCACAAUGAGCAUCUAUAUCACGGAGAUGGGACCACUACCACAAGCCAUGAUACAGCUGAUUCUGAGACUGAGAGCAUAACUAGUCUUGAGAGUGUUAUUUUCAAGGGCAACAUUGUUGAGGAGACAGAUGCAGAUAUGGAAGAAAAAAAGAGGAAGCGAAACCCAUUCAAACACAAGUUUGUUGUUAAUCAUGGCAAUGAAUCUGAUACAAGUGAACUUAUUGAAAGCAAGUCCCUAAGCUUUAGUACACAACCAUAUCUGGAUUCUGAUACGUCCUGGGACUACAUGGAAGCGAUGGAUGAAGAAAAGCUGGCCAUGCAACAAUACUCAGCUGAGGGGAAGUGUGAGAGAAAUUCUAUUGCUCCUGGGCCUCGUGUGUUUGGUAACCUACGCCGCAAACAUGUAUACCAGAGUGUGGAGAAUAUUGAGAGAUCAGUUCCAUCACAGUCGCCAGAAGGGGAAAAUUCUAAACUUCAGUCCCUCGACAGUGAGUGUGUUCCAACAAUUGAAGGCAUAGGUGACUGUUCUCCCUCUCCCUCAUCAGCAGCAGUUUGUCAAGGGCUGAACCUUUCUCAGUUAGAUUCAUCGCCCUCGACUGAUGAGGAGAGUGAUGGCCGACGGCUUUUUCGUGCCUACCAGCGUCGUCAGUUUCGAACACCAAGUGACCCAUCAAGGCGGGAUGCCGGUGGUAGCACCAGCACAGCUUCCCAUGAAUAUGAAGAAACAGGUGAAGCGGUGUACCAAAUUUGUGGAGGUAGCAUUAGUGGCUCAUCACAGGGCCAUGGAACUCCGCCAGUUGUUCUUCUCAAACACCAUGUGUAUCAGAGUAUUGAAUCCCUGGCGUCCAGGUCUGGUCUCUCCACUGCUACCUCUAUCAAGACACCUCCCACAGAUGAUGCACUAGAAGAACUUCAGUUCUAUGGCUCUCGACAUGGAGAGCCUAUAUAUGGCGCCAGAAAUUCACGCCUCUUUCAUUCCAUGAAUGGUGCAUUUGUAGCCAGGGAUAACACAGAUGGUUCGCGGGAUCCACCUGUUGUGAUAAGGAAGGGUAAGGUUGUGGAACUGACAGAGGAGAUGUUCAAAGGAACAUUAGAGAAAAUGCCUCAUUCACCAUUAAAUGAAAAAACAGAAGCUGAUAUAUCAUUUCACUCCACAUUAGUUCCAUCAGCUUUACAGGGAGAUGAUUGCCUGUACUUUCAAAAUACAGUAUCAUCUACAGAGUCUCGGGAAGUACACACUUACGAGAACGACAGUGAAAUCUAUGGCACUCGUAAGGAGAUACGAGAGGAGCUCCUUCAGGUAUCCAAGGAAGCAGUUGGGGAUGUAAAAAAUGAAUUAGUGCCUCCACACGAUGCUGUGAUGCAGCUAGAAAAUAAGGAAGGUCAGGAAGCUGCGGGAGGUAUUACAUAUGAGUCAACUGAAAAGAUUAAGAAGGUUCAGAAAUUAGGAGUCUCCAUCCUAGGGAAUAACAAUGACCUUAUGAUUCGUGAACUGAAACUAAAAUUAAGACGCAGAUUUAAUACUGGAGAUGAUGAUGAAGAGGAAGUUGAUGGAAAGUCUCCCACCCUCAUGAAGAGCCCACUGAAGGCUACUGUUUCUGUUGACACUACUAGUUCCGUUGCCUUCAAGCGGGAACAAUUAGCGCCACAUAUGAAUAAAAUCUUUGGGUCGUUACACGAAAAACGGCGUCAGACUAUGGAAAAUGGGGAUAGUAGAAAUGAUGUAAUUCAAAGAGAAACCUGCAAGAUAAUUGCUGAACCCCCAGAGAGUAGAAACGAGAGCAAAGAAGAAAAACAGGAAAAGAAUGAAAAGGAAAAAUGUAAGGAAAGGGAAGUAAUACGGGUGGGAGGGAAUGAUGGGGUAAUAGAACAGGUGUUUGUACCAACACCAGAUUAUACACCGGCGUCUACUUUGCCGCGUGAUCACCAUGAAGACAACUACUUGUCGGGAUUCACAGAUGAAGAAGAUUUCAGUUUUGACCUAGCUGACCUUGCUAAGUUCGUCCAUGAACAUAUUACCAAGAAUAAAACUCUGUACAGCGAUCCCGGUAAUGACCUCCCUGAUGGUUCCCGCAUAGAAGACACGGCGGCUGUCGACGAGGAGGGCGGCAGCGGCUCUCCGAAACGGUCUGUGCGCUUCGACAUGAGUAAGAACUUGGCUGAUCUAACAGCUACAUGGUCCGAUCUCGAGAGUGUCAUAUUCGCCGACGAAAAUAGUGCCCUGAUGGAGACCACCGAGAAUGGGAAGCAAGAGAAUGCUAGUCUUUUGUCUGCAGGAAAGCUGCCGUUAUCCCGUAUGGAAUCCUAUAAAGACGACUGGCUGCUCUGGGAACAACUUGCAAAGAUGAGACGCAGUAAGGUACCUGAAGACAGGGAGAGAUGGGAAGUGGAGAAGACUAAGCGCAUGUUGCUGUGGAUCCAUCUCUCCAACAACAACUACACUCAGUGGUGCUAUAGAAGUCAAUGGUGGAAGGCCAAACAGCGGGCGUCGGUGGCAUGGAUUGUGCAGAAAGCUCAUAAAAACAAGGUCCCUUCAGAUCUACAGGACCCAUACUACCGGGACUAUGAGGGAGCAGAACACCUUAAACCAGGCAUUGUGCACCGUUUGGCCAAUGCAGAUCUCUAUUGCUCUGCAUUGGCUAACAUCUAUGGAGAUCCAAACUUCCACAACUUGAGUCAUUGGAAUAUUAUCCAAGCACUGGCUAGAAAAGGGGUAUAUGUAGCUGAACCAACUGAUGUUGCUCUUACUGAAACUGUCCUUAUUCAGGUCUCACCCAUCAAAAUGUCUGCACAUUUAGCUGUGAUAGAAGCCAUGAUGGCCCUGUAUAUUCGAGAAGUGGUGGUGGCAGAACGGGCAGUGUCAGUGUUACAGCGUGUAAGUGGAGGAGUGCAGCCAGAGCGCACACCCCAAGACCAGGAGGAAGCUCUGGUCCUGUGGAUCAAUCAUAUAGCCCAAGCUUUACAGGAGCGUGUUCAUCAACAGGUUCAGAGUCAGGACCAGGAGCUGCCAGUAUUUCCACGCAUCCAAGACCUGAGUGACCUGAGUGAUGGGAUUGGAUUGGCUGCUCUUAUAGCCUUCUACUGCCCUCAGGAACUCCCAUGGGGGGAGAUAGCUGUGGCUGAUCCACCCUCUAUUGCUGACUCACUGUACAAUAUAGGCCUGGUAAUUCGAUUCUGCCAAGAAAGCCUUCCAUAUAACCCUUGUCUCCUAACCAAAGAAGAUAUUGUAUAUAUGCACAGCUCUGUGAAACAGAAUGUGUUGGCCUUUGUAGCAGAGCUGUUUUUCCUGCUUGAGUUGGAGCCUGUUUCUUGUGUGUCAUUGCCAGGCACCAGAAAGACUUCAUCCAAAUUUAUACAACUCUCAUCACCAGGUGGUGGUGGAUGCAGCGGUUGGAGUGGGUACCAGCGAAGUAUGAAGGUCAUCCCUGACCUUCGUGCAAGUCUUUCUCCCUCUUCUGCCCACUCCACCGCCUCGUCCUCAUACUCCUCAGCCCGGUCUUCCUCUCACUCACAGCAGCGAUCUCCCUAUUCCACACUCAGAGGUCGGGGAGGAGUCAAAUCCCCAUCCUCAGGGGAAAGCGGAUCGGGAUCGGGAUCGGGAACAGGGACCGGGGUGAGAAGACAACAGUCCCUGACAGAACGCGACCGACCACGCAAGGAGAGAAUCUCCAUCCAUGAGGCCAUGAAACCUGCUGGGGCACCAAGUGUAAGGAGAUCACAUUCCAUGAACCUCAAUGACAUGGCUGACAUGAGAUCAAGAAUGGAGCUGCGAAGUGAGAGGUCUGAGCAUGCACCAUCUUCAUACAAUAGUGAUUAUGGGGGCAGGGAUAGUUCUAUGAGUGAUGGACAAGAAGGAGACUUUGUUGUGCAGCGUUCCCGUGGAUUAGCUACACUCAGUGACAUGAUGCGAACUCAGCAGUCACCUCGGGCUUCACAGGAUUUUGAACCACACUACUCAUCAAGAGGUGCUGCCAAAGAAAGAUACAACAUGGACAGUAAGGAGGAAGAACUGGGAGAAAGGAGUAGAGGCCUUGUUCGUCGUGGGAGUUUCACAAACUCUCAACCUGACCUACCAGCAGCAGGCAUGCCUUCCAGAUAUGAGGAAAGACCACAUGGCCGAUCAAGAUCACGGCGCAAUUCAGUUUCUGCUGAGGACUCACAGUUAACUAUAGAAAACUUUGGGGGAAGCCAAGAUAACUUAAAUUACAUUUCUAGAAAUCCUGAUAAAGAACCAUUUGUGCAUACAGGGAGAAGAGAGAACACUACAUGGGAAGGGUCACAGGCUAGGGAAUCUCGUGAAGGAAGUGCAAGGCCAGAAUCUCGUGGCAGUCGAGAACGAAGUGUUGAAAGGCGAAGAGAUUUUGAACGUAGUAGCAUUGAUGAGCUUGAUAAUCGUUUAAUUGACAAGCUAGAAAGAGAAGCAUUAGAGCGAGAAAAGCGUGAUUCUUCACAAUACACGAGUAAAGAAAAAUUAAUGGCCCGCGACCCAAGGAAAAGUGCAGUAGAAGCUAUGGACUCUGGCAGUGAAAGUGACCUUUCCUUUGAUAGAGAAAAAAUGUCAAAGGCUACUAGCUUUGCAGAGCUUUCUAAGUUAAAAGAACAGCUUCCAGGUGGUAUUAAUAUAAUAUACAUGCAGUCUGAUAAAGAAGAUACAACCAAGCGAAGUAACAAAGGACCAGAAAAGAAAACUACUUUUGCAGCUCUCCCUAAUCAGACAACUUGGAAACAGCAGAGUGCACAGAGUCAUGCUGAUGAUAACAAGUCUGUUGGUGAUGAAAAUAUGGAACCUCAGAUAAUGGCUUCUGAGCUGCACAAUGUUAGAUUGAAAUUAGAAGAGAAGAGAAGAAGAAUAGAAUCCGAAAAAAGGAAAAUGGAACAAGCAAUGAACAAACAGAGACAGAAACUUGGCAAAGAAGCUUUCAUGCAGGCUGUUGUGAAGGGGGGUAAGGGGUCUUCCACUGGAUCCUCAACCCCCACAACAUCCGAGCCUGAGGCUUUAGACGUCAUGGUAGAUUCAGUGGAACAGUCUUUGCCAAAACCUUCUCUUACCAGCACAGCUACUCGGCCUAAUACAGACUUAUCGCUAAAGGAUAUAGGUUCAGACGUAAACAAUUUAUCACGCCGAUGGUUAGAAGGAGAAGGCCAGGCAGAUGAAUUACGCACACCAGACAUCGAUAAUAUGGACUACGAUGAGUACCAUAAAUCUCUCACACAGAUGACAGACUCCCUCACUGAGAUCCAGGGCGACAUCCAGCGACUGGCAAACCAGCAGCAGCAGAUCCAGAGCAUGAUGCACAAUGGCAUGACUCCCCAAACUAAUCAAGGGAUGCAACAACCUCCUCCUCAUGGCCAAUUUUAUCUUCAUGAUCAACAGGGCAGUCCAGUUCGGCGCAUGUGGGGCCAGCAGUCCAGUAGUGAUGGCUAUUCAUCGAUGUCCCCGGCCACCAGGCGUGCACAGUGGGGCCCAGUCAGACCAAUGAUGCCACAGGGUGACUACAUGAUGUCUGGCCAGCACCCUGGUUACUACCAAGGCUAUCAGAUGAACCAUCCUACGCAGAUGCCACCACUUAGUCAAGUUAACACCCAGCAACAGAUGGGUGGAACAGGCCCUGGUUUCAUGCUCCAUGGUCAAACCCAGUCCCAUUCUCUUCCACCCCAGGCUAUGUAUCAAAAUGGCCAGGGUUAUUAUAGCCCAGAGCACCAGUACAGAGGUUAUCCUCCUAGCGCACAAACCUAUGCCUCAGGAGAUCAGAGACAAAUGGGCCAGACACCACCCUUUAGAUUGCAUGGUGAAGGUAUUGGAGGAGAAAUGCGAGGCCCAGGUUCUGAUGGCCGAGGUCCAGGCAGUCUCCGAUCUAGUGCCCAAUCAUCACCAAGCAGACAACCUCUACAACGACAGCAGAAAUCUCCUAGUCCAACCAGACAGACAUCAGUCUCUCAUGCCCCAGUCGCUGCUCCCCCACCAGAUGACAUGGAACCUCAAAACGUUUCGUUUAUUGAAUCUGAAGACCACCCACAAGAGGAUCCUAGUGAAAGAUUUAAGAGAUUAUCUAUAACAUCAGGUAGUAAGACUUAUCGCAUCAGCCAUGAACCAGGGUCACCAACAAGACCAAGUUUAGGAGUCAAGACUUUCAGAGUUCCAACAAAGAAAGGCACCCCUGUUUAUGACGAUGUUGACCUACCCCAACCCACCCCACCGCAACGUUCCAUUACACCACCCUAUCAAGACACCUAUAGGCAUGGAGAGGAGGAGGAGGACCUUUAUUCUAUCAAAACUGAACCACUAGAUGGACCUAAACCAGAGAAAGGAUUCUAUAUAUCCUUUGAUAGUGACAGUGCCCCAAGAAAACCUAAGCCGCAGUUAAGAACAAAGAAGAUGUCCCGAAAAAAUUCCAGUCCUUCAACGCCAGCUUCUACCCCAAGCAGAGAAGAGCUUCCAGUUGUUCCAGACCGACCAAGUCGGACCUCCAAUGGUUCGUUUGGCAGCAUGAGCCAAAGCCCAAGCAUGGCCCCAAAGUCCCCCUCCCCAAGUAGCUAUCCAGCAACAUCGACGAUUGGCAGCCUUUCACCCCAAACCAAUGGUCUCUUCCAUAAUUCACCUUUGGUGACCGAGCAGGAGAACCUGCAUGAGUCCCAUACUCAGCUACCUCUUGAAGAUAUGAACACUUAUGGCAGUAAGAAACAACUAAAAGAAUCCACUGCUGGCAUGGCAUUAGUUAUUGGAGAUGACAUAGCUAAUAAUGAAAGUUCAUCUGUGUCUGAGAUGGAGAAGAAGAAGGAACGGCUGAUGAUGCUGUCAAUGAAGCGCAAACAGGAGCAAGAGGAGGCCAGACGAAGGAAAGAAAUGGAAGCACAAGAAAGAAAGGAAGCAGAGAAGAUGAAAGAAGAAGAAAAACAGCGGAAGAAAGAGGAAGAGAAAGCCCGACGAGAAGUAAUACUUGAAAGAUACAAGAUUAAAAAGGCCAUGGAGGAGGCAGAGAAAGAGGGUCGCUAUUAUGAACCCCCUCCUGGCUUCAACUUAGACCCACCAAGUUCAGCUCCAGGGAAGCAGUCUGUGCGUAUGAGAAAUAAGCCAGCAGGGAGCAAACCCCGACCCAAGACAAUGGCUCAUGCGCCCUCUGCUUCAGAUAGUGCAGAUGGAGUUCUCUCACCUAGCCAGGGAAAGAGAGGAAGCACCCAUAACAUAGCUGGGGAAGUUGGGAGGAGAGGCGAGAGCAGCGGCCAUGGCAGCAUGAGAAAGAGCAGCGGGCGUUGGGGGUCAUCACACUCCCUCUCACGUGCAGCUGGGUCUCGUGGCUCUUCCAACAGUUUAGCUGGAGACUAUCCCAGCACGACCCGCACUCUGGAACGAGGCCACACAGGCAGACGUCCCACCUCAGUUAUUGGUUACUCCUCAAUCGCCCGUGGGGGAGAAUCCAGGAAAGAUUCACUUUAUGGGUCACAAGGAAAUGGCCUUAAUUACCAUGAAGGAUACCAUGUACACGAGGCACGUCGACCAAGCCUGGCUCUGGAAGGUUCUAGAAUGAGGCGUGGCUCAGCCUCUAGCAGCUAUGGGGGACCCUCUUCGGGAUACAGAAAAUAUCGAUCCACAGGCAAUCUGAGUGGUCAGAGUGAGCAUGACAGCUUGGUUUAUCACAUGAGUGAAGACAGUGGUCUUGGCCGUGCGACUCCACCGCGGCGUGCCCCCUCUCCAGGAAUGGCACGACACUUACCAUCCCCUUCAGGCCCAGGGUCCUUACCUCCAGGCCUUUUCUCCAAGAGGAAGCAGGCUGGAUUUGAUGAUGCUGCUAGUGAUAUAUCAUCAACUGCAAGUUCGACAGCAGACUACCUGGGUCCAAGGUUAUUUAAGCAGCCGACUGCAAAAUCCAACAGAACAAUCAUACUCAAUGCUGUUGAGUACUGUGUUUUCCCGGGUGCAGUCAAUCAAACGGCCAAACACCGUGUCUUGGAGGAAAUAGCACGAUCUGAGUCCAAACACUUCCUUGUCUUAUUUAGAGAUGCUGGUUGCCAGUUCCGAGCCAUUUAUUCCUUUAAUCCUGAAACUGAAGAAGUCUACAAGCUGUAUGGAACAGGCCCAAAGCAAGUUACUGAUAGAAUGUUUGACAAGUUCUUCAAAUAUAACUCAGGUGGAAAAUGUUUUUCUCAAAUCCACACAAAGCACUUAACAGUUACUAUUGAUGCGUUUACUAUUCACAAUUCUCUGUGGCAGGGCAAGAGGGUCAACUUGCCAUCCAAAAAGGACAUGACACUUGUAAUCUAAGUUUCUUAAUAAACCAGCUUCUCAUAUAGAAAGACCUACAAACAAUAUAUUUUGGUACUCAUACAUGUGCUGUGAGAAUACUUAUGUGUGUGUGUACUGUUCUGAAGAUAAAUAUGUCAGUGCUUUUAUAGUUAUGUAAUUCAGAGGUUCAGAUGAUGGUUCUUGCAUUGCCUCUUUUUAUGAUUGUCUGAUUAAAGUUGUUGUUGUUAUUAUUUUUAUUAUUAUUAUUAUUAUUAUUAUUAUUAUUAUUAUUAAUUUCAUUUUCAUUAUUAUUAUUACUAUUAUUGCUAUUCGUAUCAUUAUUAUUUAUAUUUAUGUCCUUGUUUUUAUUGUUGUCAGCCAUGAUCAUGAGGAAUAUAUAUUUUUUCUAUUAUCUCUCUCUCUUUCUUUCUUUCUUUCUUUCUUUCUUUCUUUCUUUCUUUCUUUCUUUCUUUCUUUCUUUCUUUCUUUCUUUCUUUCUU